UCCCUGCCAUUUCUUGAAAAAUAAAAAUCGAGGCCCUGGGGUUCAAGGAACAAACCCCACCGAUAGGGUUUAACAGGAAGGUUAGGAGAGCAGAGCAGCCGCCGUCCCGGAGGCCGGAGUCCCUCGCCGCCGAAACCCGCUCCCUCCCUCCACUCCCACCACAUCACCCCUGCUACGACCGAAAUCCCUUUCACUCGCAACCGGCGGCGUGGCCCGGACGCGAAUCCCCUCUCGCCGGCGGCGUGGCCCCGACGCGAUUCCUCUCGCCGUGCCCGUGUUCUGUAGCAGGGGAUUUCUACGAUGUCUUUUGCUAGUAGGAUGGGGAUUGUGCUGAGGAGGGCCUCGGGGUCCUCGAAUUCGUCGCUGCUCCAGGCAGUAAGGUGCAUGUCUUCUUCCAAGCUUUUUGUUGGAGGACUAUCAUAUGCCACAGAUGACCCAACUCUGAGGGAUGCCUUUUCUGGCUAUGGAGACGUCCUUGAAGCUAGAAUCAUCAUGGACAGGGAGUCUGGCAGGUCAAAGGGCUUUGGAUUUGUUACUUAUGCAUCUACAGAAGCUGCCGCGGCUGCCAUUAGUGCCAUGGAUGGCAGGGACCUUCACGGACGAAUGAUAAAGGUAGAAUACGCCAGUGACCGUGCUGGUGGGACACGUGGAGGUGGAUACGGCACUGGUAAUUACGGAAGUGGCGGAUAUGGCGGCGCGGGAUUUGGAAGCGGCGGCGGUGGAUAUGCUGGCAAUGGUGGUUGUUACGGAAGUGGCGGAUAUGGCAGCACGGGAUAUGGAAGUGGUGGUGAUGGAUAUGCGGGCAAUGGUGCUGAUUAUGGAAGUGCAGGGCAUGGCAGUGGUGGUGGAUAUGGUAAUGCGGGAUAUGGUGGUUACAGUAGUGCUGCAGGUGGCGGCGAGUAUUCUAGCAUCAACAACAAUGCUGUUGCUGGUGGCUAUGGCGGCAUUGACGGAAGCUACAAUAAUGCCAGCAACUCGGGCGGAAGUGCUGGUAGCUAUGGCGGUGCUUGCGAAAUCUACAAUAAUGCCAGCAACUCUGGUGGAAGUGCUGGUGGCUAUGGCGGCAGUGGCGGAAGCUACAAUAAUGCCAGCAACUCGGUCGGUAGUGCUGGUAGCUAUGGCGGCGGUGGCGGAAUCUACAAUAAUGCCAGCAACUCAGGUGGAAAUGUUGGUGGCUACGGCGGCGGUGGCGGAAGCUACAAUAAUGCCAGCAACUCGGGUGGAAGUGCUGGUGGCUACGGCGGCGGUGGCGGAAGCUACAGUAAUGCCAGCAACUCGGGUGGAAGUGCUGGUGGCUACGGCGGCGGUGGCGGAAGCUACAAUAAUGCCAGCAACUCGGGUGGAAGUGCUGGUGGCUACGGCGGCGGUGGCGGAAGCUACAAUAAUGCCAGCAACUCGGGUGGAAGUGCUGGUGACUACGGCGGCUGUGGCAGAAGCUACAAUAAUGCCGGCAACUCAGGUGGAAGUGCUGGUGGCUACGGCGGCGGUGGCGGAAGCUACAAUAAUUGCAGCAACUCGGGUGGAAGUGCUGGUGGCUACGGCGGCGGUGGCGGAAGCUACAAUAAUGCCAGCAACUCGGGUGGAAGUGCUGGUGGCUACGGCGGCGGUGGCGGAAGCUACAAUAAUGCCAGCAAUUCGGGUGGAGGUGCUGGUAGCUACGGCGGCGCUGGUGGCUAUGGCGCGGGCAACUACAACAGCGGAGCUGGCGGCAAUGCAGUCUUCGGCGAAAAGACCGGCAGUUUCAGUAGUGGGUAUUCUGCUGUUGCUGGUGGCAACAACGGCAGCGCUGGUGGGAACAAUUUCCCCAACAUGUAUGGUGCCGGCAACUACAACAGCGGAGCUGGCGGCAAUGCAGUCCUCGGUGAAAAGACUGGCAGUUUCAGCAGUGGGCAUUCUGCUGUUGCUGGUGGCAACAACGGCAGUGCUGGUGGGAACAAUUCCCCCAACACCUAUGGUGCCGGCAACUUCAACAGCGGAGCUGGCAGCAAUGCAGUCUUCGGCGAGAAGACCGACAGUUUCAGCAGAGGGAAUUCUGUUGUUGCUGGUGGCAACAACGGCGGCUACAGUGCUGGUGGAUACAAUUCCCCCAACACCUUUGGUGCAGGAAACUACAACAGCGGAGCUGGCAACAAUGCAGUCUUGGGCGGAAGCACUGGCAGUUUCAGCAGCGGGCAUUCUGCGGUUGCUGGUGGCAACAACGGCGGCUACAGUGCUUGUGGGUACAAUUCCCCCAACACCUUUGGUGCCGGAAACUACAACAGCGGAGCUGGCGACAGUGCAGUCUUGGGUGGAAGCACUGGCAGUUUCAGCAGCGGGCAUUCUGCGGUUGCUGGUGGCAACAACGGCGGCAACUUUGCUGGAAAUGUGAGCGGCAACUUUCCUGGCAGCCGCAAUGGCAGCAGCUAUGCCGGAGGAUUCGGCGGCGCCGAGACCCUUGGAGCUAGCAAGGUGCAGUACAACGGCCAAGACGACCUGCUGGGUGCUGACUACUUCUCCGAGUCGGAGGACCGUCAUGCGGGCAGGUCAGCGUAACUUUACAGUGUCGCGGAACAUCUUGUGAUGCAAAGGUAACAAUAAUGAAUGCCCGGCGGGUGCUUUUUGUUAGAGAAAACCCAAAGCUUGAUGAUGCCUCUGGGGUAGGUUAUUAAGUAAAGAAGAAGUGUUUAGGUAUUCUGCUUUGGUUUUGCAUGCUAUUUUGAGACGAGAACAGUUAUGGUGAUGCUUCUGGCAACGAUUACUCCUUUUUAUCGUGUA
This is a messenger RNA of Triticum aestivum (bread wheat), 2754 nucleotides long. Its product is annotated as glycine-rich cell wall structural protein 1.8. The transcript has 5 exons. The record is from RefSeq and is a predicted model, not a curated record. Gene Ontology annotation, molecular function: RNA binding. Bases 301 to 2532 code for a protein of 743 amino acids. Lineage: Eukaryota; Viridiplantae; Streptophyta; Magnoliopsida; Poales; Poaceae.